Messenger RNA from Anolis carolinensis (green anole), 9174 nucleotides. RefSeq names its product protein tyrosine phosphatase receptor type J (gene ptprj). The record is from RefSeq and is a predicted model, not a curated record. Lineage: Eukaryota; Metazoa; Chordata; Lepidosauria; Squamata; Anolidae. Gene Ontology annotation, molecular function: protein tyrosine phosphatase activity; protein binding. Gene Ontology annotation, biological process: peptidyl-tyrosine dephosphorylation involved in inactivation of protein kinase activity. The transcript has 25 exons. The coding region runs from base 286 to 4530 and encodes 1414 amino acids. Gene Ontology annotation, cellular component: signaling receptor complex.
GGAAAGAGAAAGGCUCCUGGCCGGCGUCGUCGUCAGCCCUCGCUGCUCCUCUUGCCGCCGCCCCGCAUCCCACCCUCUCCCCUCGCUAGAAGGAAGGGGAAACCGCGGCGAAGUCUAGCGGGUUGCAGUCCUGCCCGAGGCUCUCCCUUUUCUCCAUUCCCCCCUCCUCUUUUUUUGUUUUGGCGGGCGGGCUGCAAUGCCGCUGCUAUGACCCCGGAGUGAAGCCGAAUUACAGACGUUGUCGCCAGACGCUGCCUUCCCUCCUCUUCCCUGACUGCAAAGACCAUGAGGAGGUCGGCGCAAGGACUGCUCCUGCUUCCCUUUCUCCUCUUGCUGUGCCACGGCGAGAUAAGAGUGGCUUCUCUGUGUUCCAACGAAUGCAGUCCCAUUGAUAUUAUAUCUAUAUCAACAGCAGAAAUUCAUAUCAAGUUGCCUUUUGACUUUAAUAUAACUAAUGUAACUUUUGCAAAUGGAACAGAAGUAAAUCAUUCAAUAUCCAAUGGUUCAAUAUCUGCACUUGAUCCUGGCACAGAAUAUAUUAUUUAUUUUAUGAAUUCUAAUGAAACAUGCUGCAAAUCCAUUACAACAAAACCCAGUCCAGUUUCUGCCUUCCAUGUUGAAAACGUUACUGCUACAAGUGUGAGUUUAACCUGGGAAAAUGAUGACCAAAAUGCAUACACAUAUUCAGUACAAAUAGAGGGAAACGGGACACAUUGGAAUAAAUCCUUUAAUAUCACCAGUGCCACGAUUGGGGACCUGGAACCUGCCACAUUGUACAUAUUCAGCAUCUUUCCAAUAGCAGCUGAUGAUCAUACUAAAGGAGAGCCAAGAAAUAAUACUGCUUUUACAAAGCCCAGUCCUGUAUCUGAUCUCCAUGAGGGAAAUAUCACAAAUUCCACAAUAGCUUUGAAAUGGAAAAAUAAUGAUAUAAAUGCCCUUAGUUACACAUACAGAAUACAAAUUGAAGGAGACACUCCUCCCAGGAAUGAAUCUUCUAAUACCACCAGUAAAGUAAUAGAGAACCUGAAUCCUGGAACAUCGUACACAUUCAGAGUCUACUCAGUAGCAAUGUAUAAUCAAACUGAAGGGGAUGCAACGGACAUAACCGUUUUUACAAAACCCAGUCCAGUUUCUAACCUCCAUGCUGAAAAUAUCAGCAAUACUACAGUAACUUUAAAGUGGGACAGGAAUGAUCCAGAUGCUUCUAACUAUACGUACCAAAUACAAAUUGAAGGAAAUGAUACAUCCAGAUCUGAAUCUUCCAACAAUACCAAUAUAGAAGUUAGGAAUCUGGAACCUGGAACGCAGUACACAUUCAAAGUUUAUCCAGUAGCAGCGGAUAAUACCACUGAGGGAGAUUCAAAGGACUUAAUCGUUUAUACACGGCCUAAUCCAGUUUCUGACAUCCGCACUGGAAACAUCAGCACCACAUCAGUGAGCCUAACAUGGAAAAAUGAUGACCUACGUGUUUCUAGCUACACUUACCAAAUAAAUAUAAGCGGAGAUAGUGCUUCUUGGAGUGAAUUUUCUAAUAACACCAGUGCAGUAAUUCAGAGCUUGGAACCUGGAAUACAGUACACAUUCAACAUCUGUCCAGUAGCAGCUGAUAAUAUUACUGUAGGAGAACCUGAGAAUAUAACUGCUUAUACAAAACCCACUCCAGUGUAUGACAUCUCUGCUGAAAAUCUCACAACUGACACAAUAAUAUUACAGUGGAAUAACAGUGAUCCAAAUGCUUCUAGUUACACUUACUGGAUAACAAUAGAAGGAAAUGGCACUUCCAAGAAUGAAACUUCUUCUAUCAAAAGUUUUGUCAUUAGCAGCCUAGAACCUGGAACAUUGUAUAAAUUCAUCAUCUAUUCAGUAGCAGCUGAUAAUAGCACUCAUGGAGAUCCAAAUGAUACAGCUAUUUAUACGAAACCUGAUCCAGUUUCUUACAUCUUUAUUGAAAGCUUCAGCAAUACGACAGUGAAUUUAACCUGGAAAAACAAUGAUCUGCAAGCUCCUAGCUAUACAUACCGAAUACAAAUAGAGGGAAAUGAUACUUCUAGGGAUGUAUCGUCUAAUACCACCAGUGAAGAAAUUAGCGAUCUAGAACCUGGAACAUUAUAUACAUUCAAUAUCUUUACGGUAGCAGCUGAUCACAAAACUGAAGGGGACUUAAACUGGACAACUUCUUAUACAAGGCCCAGUCCAGUUUCUAACAUUCACACUGAAAACAUCAACACCACAACAGUGAAAUUAACAUGGGAAAAUGGUGACCUGCAUGCCUCCAGCUACAUUUACCAGAUACAAAUACAAGAUAAUUUUUCUGUUGAGAAUACAUAUUUUUAUACAACCAGUUCAGUAAUUAAUAACUUAGAGCCUGGAACAUUAUACAUAUUUAGCGUCUAUCCACUAGCAGCUGAUAAUAAAACUGCAGGAAGUGCAGAUGUUGCAACUGUCUAUACAAAACCAAGUUCAGUGAACAACAUCGGUGUUACAGAUAUCAGUACAACAGUGGUCAACUUAACAUGGAAAAAUCCUGACAGAGCCUCUCCUCAGUAUUCCUAUAGGAUACACACCAGUGGGGGAGAAGUUGAGAACAUGACUUCCCCAACCACUCACGUAGAGAUUUCAAAGCUGAAUCCUGGUACUUCUUACACAUUCAGCAUAUAUUCAGUAGCAGGAAAUGAGACGGAAGGAAGUCCAAGCAGCACAAAUCACUGUACAAAUCCAGCCCCAGUGGAUGAACUGUUGUGCAACCCCGUGGCCAAGCAGCCAGAAUUGAUUUUAAGGUGGAGUUUUCCAAAUGGGAAUUAUGAAGGUUUCACUAUUAAAGUCUUAAAUAAUAAACCGCCUGAAAUGCUUGGCAAAGAAAACAAAACUUCAAUAAAAGAUUUGGAUUACUUUACCAACUAUAAUAUUACAGUUAUAACCCGUUCAUGUGAAAAGGAGAGCUCACCUAAAGAGAUUAGAUGCAUUACAAGUAUUACUGAUCCCCCACCUCCAUCUCGGCCCCCUAACGUUGUAGCAACAAGCCACUCCUCUUUGAAAGUUCAGUUUGAUAAUUUUAAUUCAAGUAAUGGACCUGUAACUGCUUAUGCGAUCAUUGUCACAACUGCAGAUGUAGCCUCUUUUGAAUCAUUACAAUAUACCUAUGAUGAUUUCAUCCAGAAGAAAACAAACUCUUACGUUGCAUCUGUCAUCACAACCAAGCAAAAGCGUUCAUCUUCCCCUCCCAAAAGUCCACAUUUUGAUAUUAAUAUUGGAGAUGGAUCUAAAGUAUAUGGUUAUGUCAAUGGGAAGCUAGAUCCUCUUGGUUCAUACAGAGCAUGUGUUGCCGGUUUCACUCAAAUAGCUUUUUUGAAUAAGACUGCUGAACUCAUCGACAAAGAGGGGAGUUAUGCCUCAUUUUCACCAGUUUCAGGCUCUGUCACAUUACCUCAGAAUCCAGAUGUCAUCAUAGGAGCUGUUGUUGGAUGUCUUCUGGCUGCCAUAGUUAUUGCUGCAGCAGUGGGGUUCAUCUUCUGGCAAAAGAGAAGGCAUGGUGGAAAAAAUAACGAAGUACCAUUCUCUCCAAUUGAAUCAAAAUUAAUUAAAGUUGAACACUUUGAGUCUUAUUUUAAGAAACAAAAGGCUGACUCAAACUGUGGCUUUGCAGAAGAGUAUGAGGAUCUCAGGCCAGUUGGUGUCAAUCAGCCCAAAUUUGCAGCUGAAUUGCCUGAUAACAAAGGAAAAAACAGAUAUAAUAAUGUUUUACCAUAUGAUAUUUCUCGAGUUAAACUUUCCAUUCAGAGUCAUCCAGGCAGUGAUUACAUCAAUGCAAACUAUAUGCCAGGUUACAAUUCGAAAAAGGAGUUCAUAGCUGCACAAGGUCCUCUGCCCACCACUGUGCAAGAUUUCUGGCGCAUGAUCUGGGAAAAGAAUAUUUAUACAGUUGUUAUGUUGACUAAAUGCGUUGAACAAGGCAGGACAAAAUGUGAGGAGUACUGGCCAAACAAGCAAUCCAAGAGCUAUGGAGACAUAACUGUAGCCAUGACCUCAGAAAUUGUCCUUCCGGAAUGGACAAUAAGAGAUUUUUCCAUGGAAAAAAGCGAUUCACCAGAAAGUCACCCUGUGAGGCAGUUUCACUUCACCGCCUGGCCAGAUCAUGGCGUUCCGGAAACGACUGAUCUCCUCAUUAGCUUCAGGCACUUAGUUCAAGAAUACAUGAAGCAGAACCCACCGACGUCUCCAACUCUAGUGCACUGCAGUGCCGGUGUUGGGAGGACAGGAACUUUUAUUGCAAUUGACCGUUUGAUCCAUCAAAUGGAGAUGGAGAAUACAGUUGAUGUGUAUGGUGUCGUAUACGAUCUUCGCAUGCAUCGGUCCUUAAUGGUGCAAACAGAGGACCAGUAUGUCUUCCUAAACCAGUGCGUUCUGGACAUUAUUAAGUCUAAGAAAGAGAAGAAAACAGAUCUUAUAUAUCAAAAUACAAAUGCCAUGGCAAUCUAUGAGAACUUUACACCGUCACCGCAAAUUGGGAAGGCAAAUGGAUACCACGUAUAAUUGCCAAGGAAUGACUUGCCUCCUGCCUAUGACGUGGGAGAGGGAAUAUGCACUGGUUUUAUUUCCUCUUUAAAUAGAAAUACUUCUUUUCCAUUUUUAAAAUAAUGGAUUUGAAUAUGCACAUCCUAAAAAUCCCAAUAGGAACUGUGGUUUCUAUAUAGUGUUAAAGGGAAAAUAUACUGUAUUUUACAAAGGAGUUCUGCUUUGAAGAAGUUAAAGAAGACUCGUGUUAUUGGUGAACUGAACUCAUACCAAUGAAAUCAUGAGACAUGUUAAAAAAGAAAUACUUGGGUAAUUUUUUGAAUUACUUUAAACAAAUCCAUGCUCAGAUUUGUUGGAUACUGGUUCUUUUCUAAGUGUCCCAGAGAUGCUAGUUUGCAUGUAUUGGUUACUUCAACCAGUGACUAUCUGCAUAAGAGGGACUGUUUCUCUUUAAAAACAGAAUACAGAAACCUUUUACAAAUAGGAUAUUUUAUUAUGAAAUUGUGCCUUUUUUUCUAGCUGUUUUGCUAAAGAAAACAUGAUCAGAGUGCUAUAUUUUUGUAUCAAAUUUUUCAACUGAAAUGGAACAUUUAAAUAAGACUAAUAUCAGUUUUGUAUGUGGAAUAGCUUUUCCUGGUUCUUCCGUAGUAAAGGUGCACCAUUCUUUGUAUUUCCCCUUUCAUCUACUGAGUAAAUUCACUGGAUGGUGUGAGGCCAAUAAGAGCUGGGUAAUAACUUGGUUGUAUCAAGAACAGUGGUUUUUUUUUUUACAUUGUUGAAGUUAAACAUUACCAAGUUUCAUUUUCAUUUUAAAUUGUUUCCUUUUUUUCUCUUUUUUUUCUUGUCAAUUUUUGGUCCAAGCAUGUUCACGUCCUUUCGGUGCCAUUUUUAUCUCUAACUGAUUUUCAUUCUCAGCUCCAUUUUCAUCCUCAGCCUCAUUUCCUCUUUCUGCCACUUAAUCUUACGGACUGUAGUGACCUGUGAAUUUUUAGUCGACUUUUAUAACUAUAUUUCCAAGGUGCCUGUAAACACAACCACAAUAGUCAUUGCUGCAGCUGAUCAGGUUAAACAGCAGUGAGAAAGAGGCCACUCUGAAUCAGUGAGGGCAAAAGUGAAGGAAAAUGAUGGUGAAGUGAAAUGGCAGGGUGUCAAACUCAUUUAAAAUGUGAAUGCAAGUAUUAUUUUGCCUUUUAGAAUAAUCUUAUUUCAAAGCAAUGAUUGAAAUUAGAGAAUGUUUGUUCUAGAUAGACCAUAUCAGGUAAAUGACUUCUCAAUACUUGUGAAAGCAGGACCACUAAAUGUGCACUGGUUAUCUAUUACUCGUUGUGGCGGCUCAAACGAUGUGGAGAGGCAGUCUUGUGCAGCUUCUAGUAAGUUCGGCAUUACUACACACGACCUCUGCAUCCUCAGGUUUCAAAGCAGUUGGUUACAGGAGAAUAAUUCUGUGAAGAUAAGUAACAGGCCAUUGCCUCUCCAAAUGAUCACAGCUAUCCCACUGGCAACUUUGAAUGCCCACUUUGUCAUUAGCAGUUUUCUAAACUUGAUAAAAUUGAUAGCUGUCACCUCCACUGACCUUGGCAAUUGCCAUUAUAAGGAAGAGGAGGUCCAUUUACCAACCUGAGCUUUAACUGUGUGUGUUAAGAGUACGCGAAUGACUUCACUGUUCUGGUUCAUAUUUUCUAUGUUCUUGUAUGUGAUAAGGACAUAUUUAAAAGUGCAAUAUUUGAUUUACUGAAUGAAUUGUUGCCUCUAUUUCCAUAGAGUUUUACUCAGGUUCGUUGUCUCUUCUUACUUGUUCUGUGGUUUAUGUUGUUAAAUGAAGUACUCCUAUGGCAGAGCGCUCCCAGGAAGGUUCAUUGACUUUAUUCUAAUUCUUAUGAGAAGUAAAUGUACAAAGAACUACUGGUUCUGUCAACUGCAGAACAUUUUAGCCAGUUAAAACUGAGGUGUAUAUUUUUAAUGUUCUUGUGUAUCAAAGAAAUGUAAUUGCUCUAUAAUUUGUGUUUGUUUGUUUGCAUUGUGCUGCUGUAGUUCUGAUGGAUACGAUUAAUGAAAAUUGAAGGGUUUUCCAUUAAAUUAAUAUUGUUGGUACACUGAUGUUAAAAUUAUGAAGUGUUGCUAAUGAAGGAAUUGUGGUGUGGGAAAUAAAAAGGGGUUUGAGGUUGGGAUUAAGUUUUGUUUUGUUUUAGUCAAUGCGCUGGCAGCAUUAGAAACUGAUAUGAUCUUUGAGUGUAUUGUAGAGCUUAUCUAUAAAGUUUUGGUAUUGUGGACUUUACUCUUCAGCUUCCUUUAAUGCCAAACCCCUUUGAAUUACAAUGAGUUUGUAUAGCCAAAAUGUUAAUGCUGACAGGUAUAGUAAAUGCAUCACAGUUUUGAGGUACCUCCAUACCGGUUUCUGUGGCAAAAUUUUUACUGUCUUUGGGAAAUAGAUUACUCUAAAGUGCAAAAACGGUUUUCCAGCCUGUUAUGCUGCUAUAGAGAUACCAUCAUUUGUUACUUUGUAUAUUUCUGGUAUUAGGUGGAAUGGCAUUUGAUUUUGCUAUGUGGAUCCAACUUUUUAUACAAAAAGAAGUAGUCUUAUCAGUUUCAAGCAUGCCACAUUCUAAUGUAAGAUGUUCUCUCUAUCAUUAAGUAAGACUUCAAAAAACUUCAAUUAGAAAUUAUUUUGAAGUUACAAAUUAUGUUCCCAGGUGGAAAUGUAGUUAGGCUAGGGCAAGAGGAACACAAAAUACACAGGGGUUGCAUAGAAACCAAGACACACCUUAUAUGAGGUUCCCUCUGCAUCAUUUUGGAGUCAUAAGUAAUUGCUUUGUCAGGUUGGAUUCAUGUCUUCAAAUACAUCAUGCAUGAAGAAGCUUUUGCACAAGGAUGUAUGUAACUUAAAUAAGAGGUAAUGAUUUGUCACAAUCAAAUCCUAACACAACUGGCACAGGUAACCAUCACACGUUCUGAAAUUGACAUGCAAACUGGUUAAUUUAAGUCCUUCCCUUGUGAAAGAAGUAUUUAGGUUUUAAAAAAACUGCUUUUUUUUUUUUACAAAGUGCCUGCUUACUUCUGUAUAGAUGGCUGCCUAUACUGUCAAAUCUAUCAGAACUGGUGCCUGUUUCCAAUUAAAACAGAUGGCAUAUUUUCUAGACAAAACAAAUACUCUUUUAAACAAUAUGCCUGUUGUUUGUGACAAUGGGAAUACUGAUGAAAUUGUUUCUUGAAAAGCUGUGAUGCACAGAAAUCAGAGGUAAGGAAUGAAAUUUCACAUAGGUUCAAAUCAUCAUGUGGUGAAGCAAUUGGCAAACAAUAAGGAACAGAUAGGAAAACAGGGACUGUAUACCCUUUGCUAGACUCUUCCCUUCCUCUGUGCCUCCCUAUUUAUCCUUUGGACCCAGUUUCAAACGAUUUCAUGACGUCAAUGAGUUCUCUUAGAUUGCAACCCUUCAAAGUAGGAGGCAAUUGUGCUGAGAUUGAAGUAGAUGUGAUUGGGUCAUGGCUGAAAAGGGGUCGAUAAGGAUGAAGCUGUCUAGCAAAUACCACUAAUUUUCACCACCUGUAAUAACUUAUAUGGUCAACCUGACCAUCGGGGAAUCUAUGCUUUGAUUCAGUGCUUCCUGGGCUCUUUUCUCCAGAUAUUUUAGACUUCUGCUUCCAAAAAGCUCAGCCACCUUGGCUAAUAGGUAAGAAUUCUGGUAACUGAAGUCUACAACAUCUGGAACAUCAGACUUUGGGAACCACUUCUUUAACUGAUGCUGUAGCUGCCCCAUCCUAAAUGUAAUGAGAAGAUAGCAUAACUGUCUGGAACAUUUCACUUGACUGCAUCAUAAGCCACCAGUUCUGGCAGUUCUGGCCUAACAGUUAGGGUGGAAUGCUUUCUUUAGACAGAUUUGUGGCAGCAAUAAAAGGCAGCUAACUAUCAACUACUUGGUUUAUUAUUUUGACCGCUAUGGAAGCACUGCUUUUUUUUUUUCUUCUGGCACUAAAAUGCCUUGGUCUGUCCCAGUUUGUGGGUGCAGCAGCAACCAAGUUGGAUAGCUAAGUGGCUUGAAUAGAAAUAAUUUGUCACUGGUCUGAUCUGUUAUAUAAUUUCCUUUUAAUGCAGGCUUAGAAGUUAUCAAAAACACCUCUGAAUGCAUCAUUAACGUUGCUAGGAGUAUUCAUCCAUUCCAAGUCUUAAAACUAAGAGGAGCAGAGGAUUAGGAUUCAAAGAAUUAUACAUGCAAGAAGAGUCUUGCUUUCUGUUUUUGCCACAGCACUUCUCACUACCAAUAAAAGAAGAUCUUAGCUUUAAAAAGCAGCAAGUUUAUUAAACUUCAGUUCUAUAAAUUCUUACAGAAAUAUGUCUUACUAAUGGGACAUACCUUUGAAUGGAGAUGCCUAAAAUUUACUUUUAAAUAGUGGAAAUUACUGUAGGAGCAGUAUCAAGCAAAAGCUUUGUGCCAUGGUGCUUGCCAAUAUCUGCAGCUGGAUUUUUUUUUUAUUUCACAAGGUUAAGUUUAAAAAGGGAUACUUCUCUGUGCAUCAGAUGUUGAUGUUUUGAUUGUUUUCAAAUUAUGUACAAUUUCCAGUGUUUCAUCUGUUGUAUAAAUGUUCACUUUAUACCAUUCUUAAUUUUAAUGGGUUGAUCAACUUUCAGUGACAGAAAAGUGACUAAAAUAAAGUAUUGACAUCAUA